GCCUUUACGGGUCUCCUGUGGCGCAGCAGGUAACCGCUGGCUAACUGUGGGCUCGGUUGAAGAUGGCGGCUAAGCAGUUGAGCGGUGUAUUGAGGACGUACAUUGCGGCCGGUAAAGCGAGCCCUUCGCCCCCACUAGGGCCCGCCCUGGGCCAGAGAGGAGUAAACAUUGCUCAGUUCUGUAAGGAAUUCAAUGACAAAACAAAACACAUUAUCCAGGGUGUCCCAAUACCCACCAUCAUUAAAUACAAGGGUGAUAGGACGUUUACCUUUGAGACAACAACACCCACUGUGUCACACUUUUUGAAAUCUGCAGCAGGAAUAGAGAAGGGUGCACAAAAACCUGGACGUGAAGUUGCAGGCACAGUAUCGCUGAAGCAGAUUUAUGAGAUUGCAAAAAUCAAGCACCAGGACAAGGCAUUUAGAAAUGUUCCCUUGAAGAGUGUUUGUAAGACUGUGAUGGGCUCAGCCCAUAGCAUGGGAAUCAAGAUAGAACCAGGGCGUGAUGCUGACUCAUGACCUGAGUUGAUAAUGUUCCUUGAAGAGUGUUUGUAAGACAGGCUCAGCUCCUAGCAUGGAUAUCAAGAUAGGACCAGGGCAUCGUAUUGAAUCCUGACGUAGUGAAGUCCUGAGUAGUCUCCUGUGCAGUCAUCCUUAGUGUCAAUCUCUAAUCCCUCCUCAAGUUCCUGUGUCUCCUGAAGAAAUUUUUUAACUAUUGUACAAGAUGGUUACUAGUAUUAUUCUGCAAGUUUUUGAGCUGUAAGAAAAUUCAUGUAUACGAAGGCCAAAGCUAAAGAAACAUGUGUAGGGCCAGAGCAAGAAACAGACUGUCAUUGAGGCAAAACCCUCUCACUCACUGAAAAGUUGUGACAAGAUUAUUAUAAAUAACUUUCUGAAUCAUGACCUAGGCAUGUGGUUGGUGCAGAUCAUAUGACUAUGGCCCUGAGGUAAAAGUAAGGCAAAUUAAAAAAAGCAAACAUUUUUCACAAGAUGUUGUGAUAAAAUUUCAACAAACACAAA
Nematostella vectensis (starlet sea anemone) is the source of this 1019-nucleotide messenger RNA. Its product is annotated as 39S ribosomal protein L11, mitochondrial. The record is from RefSeq and is a predicted model, not a curated record. Gene Ontology annotation, biological process: translation. Gene Ontology annotation, molecular function: large ribosomal subunit rRNA binding; structural constituent of ribosome. Bases 63 to 518 code for a protein of 151 amino acids. Gene Ontology annotation, cellular component: ribosome; mitochondrial large ribosomal subunit. Lineage: Eukaryota; Metazoa; Cnidaria; Anthozoa; Actiniaria; Edwardsiidae. The transcript has 4 exons.